Molecule: messenger RNA, 8015 nt
Organism: Ahaetulla prasina
Lineage: Eukaryota; Metazoa; Chordata; Lepidosauria; Squamata; Colubridae
Gene: SLC12A2
Product: solute carrier family 12 member 2
Exons: 28
Coding region: 2017-5631 (1204 amino acids)
Biological process (GO): cell volume homeostasis; sodium ion transmembrane transport; chloride transmembrane transport
Cellular component (GO): membrane
Molecular function (GO): ammonium channel activity; sodium:potassium:chloride symporter activity
Source: RefSeq, a predicted model, not a curated record
GCAAAGGUAUAACAUCCUUUCAUCCAGGAUGCUAGACCACAAUGCUAUUUAUGUAAGAGCCUACUGUUUUCUACUGGGACGGAAGUUGUUUGAAAAUCCAUGAUAGUUCAAUUAAAGAUGCCAGAGACAGGUGGAAGACAUACCCGUUUCCCACUAUUUGUAUGCUCAAUGUAGGGCCAGAGACUAGAAAAGUUUCGGUUUUGUAGAGCUGCUCCAAGUGUUAUCUAUUUCAGCAGGAAAAGAGUUAACUCGGAGUAAAUGCUUCCUUCCACGUUCACAUGACAGUGUUGAUUUAGAGAUACCCGCUCAGCUAAAUAGGUUACAGAUUCACAUGACAUCAGCUAACCUUCCUUGGCUGGGUUGAAAGGGUGAAAAAAAAAAAGGCCCUUAACAUAAAAUAGCGUCAUAGGAGAAGCUUCCUAGAUGCAAGGCUGUUACUCUUUUUCCUGGGAGUUGUUGCUAAACCUCGGGCCUUGAGGGAAUAAUUUCCACAUCAUUUAGCCUGCCCAGAAUUUUUGGAGGAUGCUCAAUUCAAAGCAAGUAUUCACUAGUAUGUACCACACCAAGACGCCGGGCUCAAUUUAACUCCUGUGCAGCAACAGCCACCUACUUUUCAGAAUUGUGAUAAAACUAAUAAAAACAGCAAUAAAAAAAAUUAGGUUUUCGGUUUGUAUAACCGUGCUUGGACUGUUUUUGUGUGGUGACUGUAUGUGUUAUUUUUUUCUUUCCUUUUCCUAAUGUUGGACAUCUUCGACAUCCUAGGAAAGCAGGGCUUGGGUCAAUGAAAGGCAUUACACAUCUUUUAGCUACUGAGAUGUCCUGAGCAGCUUUCCCUGGGAAGCGAACCAUCCCAUCGGAGCAUGUGGAGACCGGUCCUUCCUUCUAUAAACCGCCCGCCUCAACGUAAAGCCGGCCGGGGCUUCUUGCAACCUCAGUCGCGUCUGAACGCCUUGCUCGCGAGAUCUUGAAGCUUGGUGGUGGUGGUUGUUUUUUCCUUCCUCCACUGCAGAAGGAAGAGUCGGGGAACUUUCGUAGCCUUCCAGCUAGCCGUCCGCCCACGGAGGAGCAGUUGGCUCCGUAGGCCCGCCCAUCCCCGCUUCGAGCCGAGCGUCAGUUUUAUAAACCGCCAUCUGCCCUAAAGCUCUUCUCCCGUCGAAAGGAGGCGGAGGCAGGCAGGCAGCCCGCCGGGCGGAUGCCUUCUUCCUCUCCCUCCUUCCUGACACGACGCGAGUAAGGGCGCUGCUGGUUGGGUCGCCCUGCAGGGGGAAAAGCGGGCCACGCUGGACCGCGGCCUCGCUCUUUCUCCGAAAGGCGCUUUAGCCAGGCUGAAGCUCCCGGCGGCAACGCAGCGGACAAGCUCUAACCUCGAAGCACGCCAAAGCCGGGCCAGCAUCCGUCAGCUCCAGAAGCAGCGCCCGAAAGCUGCUCCGCCCUCGCCGGGCCAGAUCCCUCCCUUGCUCGGACUUUGCCUCCGCCUCCCGCUCCCCUCGCAGCGGAUGCUUUAAAGACUCGUCCCCGAGCCGCGCGGCUUUUAGGCGAUUGGCUGCCGCCUGCCCGCUUUCCUUCGCUCCGUGGCGCCGGCUUUCGCUCGUUUCGGGGGAAACCGACGGGGGGGGGGCGGGGGUGGAUAACGGAGGGCCCGGCGGAAGCUUUGCGGCUGACACGGGCAGCGGCCGGCCCCCGAGCACCAAGCCGUACAACACACGUGUCGAGACCGCGUCGGCUUAUUCAGACUGAGAAAGCGUAGGUCUGUGGGAGGUCGGUCGGCCAGCCGGCUGGUUUCCUCCUCCCCUCCGCGGUCGGUUCCACAGGGAGCGCUGUCGCCUUGGCGCCCGCGAUACGAAGCGUGUGGCGUUGCUGCUUCCAGCCAUCCCUGAAACUUCGGGAGGCGGACCGAGGGUGCUCCUUGUCUGUGGGGACGUGAGAACCGAAGGGACUUCAUUGAACAAGCCAGAGCCGCAAGGAAGUCUGUUCCGGCCCGCAUUGUCGCCGCCGCCCGAGAAAAAAACAGAAGCCAUGGAAGCGAAGCCUUCGCGUGCGUCCACCCCGCCGCCCCGCUCCGGCUCGCCGAAGCUCAAAGCUGCAGCGGCUGCAGGGAGAGAAGGAGGAGGAGCCGCCGAUGCAGCAGCAUCCACAGGCGCGGAGGAAGUACCUCGUCUGCCGGCGAGUGACGGGGAUGCGCCGGUUGGCACAGGCGACUCCUCGUCGGACCCCGGGAGCGCCUUGGCUCCUGCCUCUGCAGCUGCUGGGGAUGGGCUUUGCAGACCUCUGGGUCCCACGCCCAGCCAGAGCCGCUUUCAGGUGGACCUGGUGGCAGAAAACCUGAGUCGGGCGGCUGUGGCAGAAGAGGCGAAGACAACGGAAGGGACCCCUGAAGUCCCCGGUGAUGGGCAUAAGAAAAGCAGUGAGGAAGCAAAAGGCCGGUUUCGGGUGAAUUUCGUGGACCCCUCGGCUGGAGACGACAGCUCUGGUGAGCCUGGAGGUGGUGGCCCAGAAGGCUGCAGCGUCAGCUUCCAGAAUGGUGGUGACACGGUUCUGAGCGAAGGGAGCCUACAUUCUGGGGGAGGCUCAGGAGGGCACCAUCACUACUAUUAUGACACUCAUACGAACACAUACUAUAUGCGCACCUUCGGCCACAACACCAUCGAUGCCGUGCCAAGGAUAGAUUAUUAUCAGCAAACCGCUGCUGGUCUAGGAGAGAAACUUAUUCGACCCAGCCUUGCAGAGUUGCAUGAUGAGCUGGACAAGGAGCUAUUUGAAGAUGGCUAUGCAAAUGGAGAAGAAGGAACUCCCACUGGAGAAGCCACUGCAGCCUAUACUGCUGAUAGUAAAGGGGUUGUCAAAUUUGGUUGGAUUAAAGGUGUAUUGGUACGAUGUAUGUUGAAUAUCUGGGGUGUGAUGCUCUUCAUUCGACUAUCCUGGAUUGUAGGACACGCUGGCAUAGGACUUGCUGUCUUGGUUAUUGCAAUGGCCACUGUUGUAACGACUAUCACUGGCUUGUCUACAUCAGCAAUAGCUACCAAUGGUUUUGUGAGAGGAGGAGGUGCAUAUUAUCUUAUUUCCAGAAGCUUGGGGCCAGAAUUUGGUGGUGCUAUAGGCUUGAUCUUUGCAUUUGCUAAUGCUGUUGCUGUAGCCAUGUAUGUAGUUGGUUUUGCAGAGACUGUUGUUGACCUACUUAAGGAACAUGAAGUACUUAUGCUGGAUCCAAGUAAUGAUAUCAGAAUUAUAGGAGCAAUUACAAUUGUUGUUUUAUUAGGCAUCUCGUUAGCAGGAAUGGAAUGGGAAGCUAAAGCACAGAUUGUUCUGCUGGUGAUAUUAGUAGUAGCUAUUGUUGACUUCAUCAUAGGAACAUUUAUUCCAUUUGAGAACAAGAAGCCUAAAGGAUUUUUUGGUUACAAAGCUGAAAUAUUUUCGGAAAACUUUGGACCAGAUUUCAGAGAGGGAGAAACUUUCUUUUCAGUAUUUGCUAUAUUUUUCCCAGCUGCAACAGGCAUUUUAGCUGGUGCAAAUAUCUCAGGUGAUCUUGCGGAUCCUCAAUCAGCCAUACCUAAAGGCACAUUGCUAGCCAUCUUAAUCACUACAGUGGUUUACAUAGGAGUAGCAGUAUCAGUAGGUUCCUGUGUUGUUCGGGAUGCCACCGGGAACCUUAAUGACACAAUUGUUAAUGAGCUGACAAACUGUACAUCAGCAGCUUGUAAACUGAAUUUUGAUUUCUCUUCCUGUGAAACAACAAAAUGUUCUUAUGGGCUAAUGCACAACUUCCAGGUAAUGAGCAUGGUAUCAGGAUUUGCCCCACUGAUAACAGCUGGUAUAUUUUCUGCAACUCUUUCUUCAGCAUUAGCCUCUCUUGUCAGUGCACCUAAAAUCUUUCAGGCAUUAUGCAAAGAUAAUAUCUAUCCAGGUUUUCUGAUAUUUGCUAAAGGCUAUGGGAAAAAUAAUGAACCUUUACGAGGGUAUCUUCUCACUUUUUUGAUUGCUCUUGGAUUCAUAUUAAUUGCUGAAUUGAAUUUAAUUGCUCCAAUUAUUUCCAAUUUCUUCUUGGCUUCCUAUGCUUUAAUUAAUUUUUCCGUGUUCCAUGCUUCACUGGCAAAAUCACCAGGCUGGCGUCCUGCUUUUAAAUACUACAACAUGUGGAUAUCUCUAGUUGGAGCAAUUCUCUGCUGCAUAGUUAUGUUUGUUAUUAACUGGCAGGCAGCACUCCUCACAUAUGUUAUUGUUCUAGGACUCUACAUUUAUGUAACUUACAAGAAGCCAGAUGUGAACUGGGGUUCCUCAACUCAAGCUUUGACUUAUCUGAAUGCUUUGCAGCAUGCUGUCCGCCUUACUGGUGUGGAAGACCAUGUAAAAAACUUCAGGCCACAAUGCCUUGUCAUGAGUGGUGCUCCAAACUCACGUCCAGCUUUGCUUCAUCUGGUCCAUGCCUUCACCAAAAACGUAGGAUUGAUGAUCUGUGGUCACGUACAUAGGGGUCCUCGCAGGCAAGCCAUAAAGGAAUUGUCAGCUGACUUGGCCAGGUACCAACGGUGGCUUAUUAAAAACAAAAUGAAAGCGUUUUAUGCUCCGGUGCAUGCAGAAGACAUGAGAGAUGGUGGACAGUACUUAAUGCAAGCUGCAGGUCUAGGAAGAAUGAGGCCAAAUAUUCUUGUUCUUGGAUUUAAGAAGGAUUGGCAGUCAGCUGAUAUGAAUGAUGUUGACAUCUACAUCAACUUAUUACAUGAUGCUUUCGACUAUCAGUAUGGAGUGGUUGUCAUCCGUCUGAGGGAAGGUUUGGACAUAUCUCAUCUUCAGGGACAAGAAGAAUUAUUGUCAUCCCAAGAGAAAUCACCAGUAACCAAAGACAUUAUAGUAAAUGUGGACUACAGCAAGAAGACUGAUACGGUAACUUCUAAGCCUGUUAGUGAAAAAGGACCUAAUCAUAAAGAAGAAGAAGAUGAUGUCAAGACUCCAACACAGCCACUUUUGAAAAAAGAUCCUAAGGGCCCGUCUGUUCCUCUGAACUUGGCCGAUCAAAAGCUGCUUGACGCAAGUUCCCAAUUUCAGAAAAAACAAGGCAAAAAUUACAUUGACGUUUGGUGGCUCUUUGAUGACGGAGGCUUAACACUUUUGAUUCCAUAUCUUCUGACAACCAAGAAAAAAUGGAAAGACUGCAAGAUCAGGGUGUUCAUUGGUGGAAAAAUAAAUAGAAUCGACCAUGACAGAAGAGCGAUGGCAACAUUGCUUAGCAAAUUUCGGAUAGACUUUUCAGAUAUUAUGGUCCUUGGUGAUAUCAAUACAAAACCAAAGAAAGAAAACAUUGCAGCCUUUGAAGAAAUGAUUGAACCAUUCAGACUUCAUGAAGAUGAUAAAGAGCAAGAUGUUGCAGACAAAAUGAAAGAAGAUGAACCUUGGAGAAUCACAGAUAACGAAAUUGAGCUAUAUAAAACCAAGAGUCACCGUCAGAUUAGAUUAAAUGAAUUACUGAAAGAACAUUCAAGUACAGCUAAUCUAAUUGUUAUGAGUUUACCAGUAGCACGAAAAAGUGCAGUAUCGAGUGCGUUGUACAUGGCCUGGAUAGAAGCUCUUUCAAAAGACCUGCCACCCAUUCUCCUUGUCCGUGGAAAUCAUCAAAGUGUUCUUACCUUCUAUUCAUAAACUUUCUUGUGCAAGAUGCAACGAGAAAGAAAUGGUACUUCAGUGCCUAGAGGAAAGGGACUGGAACGUUCUAUUAAAAUAUUAACCUCACACCGAGGUAGAAAGUGAUAACUUUCUCACUAUUCCCCUGACUCAAAAGCACAUAAGGAAAGUCACUAUACUCCUAAAGUUGUGGAAGUUCCAUUUUUUUCUAAUUCUUCUGUAAUUUAAUCUUGCUAAAUGGGGGAGGAUUCCUUAGUAAGAAUAAAUAAACAAGUUUUUCUUUGCUACUUGAAAGGCAGCAAUAAAGUGUUUAUUUUUGAUCAAUGAAAGGGUUAUAGAUUUAUAAAAACCUUUUAGCCUUGAGGUGCCUUCUGAAAUUAACCAAAUUUCAUCCAUAUAUCGUUUUGUAAAUUUAUAAAGUCAGUCUGCCAUUGGUUAAAACUUUAGAUCAGAUUUCCUCUAGUUUCUAGACUCUUCCAUCUUACAAUAAUAAAGAUGCUGCAUUCUGGUCUUCCAUGAAGGUAUUAGUUUGGACUGUUGUAUGUUUCUUAUUGUUUGGAACAGGGAGGUUGUGUGUUUGUGGUCUGUGUAUGUGUCUGUUUAAGAGACUGGUUAGACCUAAGAGGUAAGUGGGAUGACUUGGCUAUGAUAAUAAAGUCAGUUAGCAUUGAGGACUUUGUAAUGUCAAUUUUUACUACUGAAAGAUGUACUUAAUUGGGAACUAUUGAUGUUCCCAAUUCCAUCCCGUCCUGUUUUCCUUGGGCUCCUAUGACAGAAGAUUAACCGACCAGAUUUUAUUGUGCAACUCCGUUGUCAAAGGAUGCUUUUGUCACAGGAUGCCAUCGGUUUUGGGACUGAUACUGUGUGUGCCCUUUUGGGGGGGCCAUGUGGAUAAAGAAUAGUUCUGUGGGACCAUGUUUUGUCCAGGGCAUCCAAGGGCAGUUUAUUUAAAAUCUGCUAAAUCUCUUGCUAAACACUCAGGUUUGGUUCUCUUGAGCUUUUUAAUUUGAUAAGAAGAUGGUGUAUUCCAGAACUGCCCAUUUGUGUGCCCUCUGUUUGUGGAUGGGUAUAUAUUUCAAUUGCUUUAUAUUUUUUUAUUCUAUGAACUGCUUCCUGAAGAAACUCUUGAGACUUUAUCCAAUAAUUAGUAACAACGCUUAUACCUGUUACCUGUAAGUUGCCUAAAAAUAAGUUUCAACUUUUGGCUUUAAUACAGAGCGCCAUAUUAGAUCAAAGAUCUAUAAUUUCAGAGUUUGUAAGUGAACACAUAGCAUAUAAAAACACAGCUUUCUUGCUAAGUGAAAUCAAAAUCUGUGAACAAAUAAUUGUUUUGAAAGAUCUGGUUAAUGGGACAACAGGAUUCUUGCAUAUUGUAAUUACCUUCAGUAACAUACUGCUCUAAUGUUGAUUGUUUUUUUUCCCAGAAGUGCAAUACAAGUUGGCUGCCACAUAGAGUAAUUCAUUGUUAGGAUAUAUUUUUCAAAGGAAAUUGGAAGUUUAUAAUAGUUUGUUGUUACUUUUUUUAAAAAAAAUCACAUUGCAAAUAGAGUGUUGAUUACUACCAGAUUGGUUGAUUGUUGCUGUGAUGAGAGAAGAUGUAAACUUACUCAGUGAGGCUGAAUUUCCUUUCCUUUCCCCUGUUUUGUUAAGUGCAGACUUAGAAUAGGAUAGAAAACAGUGUCACCAUCCAGAAGAAAUGCACUUGGACACGUAGCAGUUUGGCCCAUUCAGGGCAGCCAUUAUUCGUGAUGUGCAAAAGAAAGGACUUGCAUUUCUGCCUGUGUGUGGUGGCUGAAAUAAUUAUUUUAACAUUUGAAUCUAUUGAUGGGUACCAAAUGUAGUCUGUGACUUAAAAGUUCUUCAUCCAAUGAGAAUUUCCAAUAUUAGAAAUGCAAAAUGCCAAAUCCUGAUUAUAACAUUAUUAAAGCUCUCCAGGUAAUAUAUACUAUUAACUUGUUAGCAAAUUUAGUCAUUCCAGUUUCUAUUUACUAUAACUUUAAAUUUCUUUUGAACACUUUUAAAGUUUCAAUCAAUAACUUGAAAUAAUUUUCCAUUGACACUCAGCAAUAUCAUUUUUAUAAGUUUAUUUUGUGAAAUUUGGAAGUGUUUAGAAAACAGUUGAAGAAAUUGAUUAUUUAUUAUUUUGAUUAUGUUUGUCUUUCCUUUUUACACAAUUAUUUUAUAUGCUAUUUUGUUUAUUUAAAAAUGAACUACGGUCUUAAUUUAAAGCUUGAGCUUUGGUUGGUACUAUCCACAGUCCAAAAAUGUUAUGUCAUAUUUUGAUAAUGUAUUGUAACUGUUAUCUACAGUUAUGACUUUUCUAAUGUUUUAACAACAUGGAGUAUUGCAGCUACUCUACUAUACUGAAGAAAGAUCACUGCAAUAAAUGGAAGUGAAUUAAA